Messenger RNA from Diaporthe batatas, 3811 nucleotides. RefSeq lists its product as uncharacterized. The transcript is spliced from 2 exons. Bases 583 to 1542 code for a protein of 319 amino acids. The record is from RefSeq and is a predicted model, not a curated record. Lineage: Eukaryota; Fungi; Ascomycota; Sordariomycetes; Diaporthales; Diaporthaceae.
CUGCAACCAACACCACAGGUUAUUCGAGCAAGCCACCAGAAGCAUCUUCCAAACUCGCCUUCAAGACCCCCAAAGUCCAAGUCCCAACCCCAGCAUCACCUCGCCGCGCAAGCAACCAGAAAACACGGUCGAUUCCCAAACCUGCAACCGCAAUCGCAAUCGCAAUGAAGACCGAUCAGUACCUCAAUCUCUGUCUUGACCAGGCUGCCCUGUCCAGUCUCCACUACCGCCAUGGAUGCGUCGUCGUCAAGGGAGGCAAGGUCAUCGGCCAGGGCUUCAACGACUGUCGCCCUGGAUACGAUGGCGGCAGUGUCCUGAAGACCGGUGUCCUGCCCAAGGCGGCGGCCAACGUCAAGCCUGACAAGCCGGACCCGCCAAAGUCCAAGAGCACCUUCAAGACGGUCGAGAGCACCUGCGGAGGUGGCCAUCACGCCAACGCCCGUUUGACCUUGCACAGUGAGAUGAUGGCCAUCAACUCGGCCCUGUCCUCCUGCAGUACGCUGGCUGCCAGCACCGUGUCUCACGUUAAACCGAGCUUCAAAUUACUCGGUGAUUCCAAACGCAAACGAGCGUUGCAGCGCGAUGCAGUCCUCGCCUACACUGGUUCCGUGUGCCUCGCUACCUUCGGGCCGCAGGUUCAACAAGGUGCCGGCCCGGCUGAGGCGGUCGAGUGCCGUGUUAGACCUUCCGCAUAUAGAUGCGACGACAUCCUAUCGCACGGCCAAGAAGCAUGGCUAUCACUAUCAUCACGGUCACCAGUCGAAUCAGUAUCAGAAAGACAAGGCGUACAACAAGUACAACAAGUACAAGUAUAAGGCGGCGAGAUCGUCGCAGCAUGUUCCAGCACGAGGGCACACUGCUCAGAAUUGCGAGAAAUCCGACACUGACUCUGACGGUGAUGCCGUGAAGGGCGCUUCUCAGAACAUCACAGGGAGCAACAACGGCAAGUUUGGUCUGCAAAAGGCGCAAAAUCAGCACCUUCUCGUGCCCAAGGGCCGCAACGUCAGGACCUCACCAGGCGUAAAGGAACGUAUGAAGCAUCCUAAGCUUGUCGGCGCUGACGUCUACGUUGCGCGCCUGGCAAACGAGAGUCCAGCCUCGCCAAGCGGAAAGAAAAAGAAGUGCCAUGCGCAUGACGAGCCAAGCGAUGGGACUGUUGAGACGAGGAGUCCGGACACCUGCACCGCUUCUGCCAUGACCGCUUCGACAGGGUCCCUGCAUGAUGAGCUGAUCACCAAGAUAUCCAAGCCAAAGCCUUUGGCCUCGGCCUCGGAGGAUGUCAGGCCAACGCCCACCGCCGCGGAAUCGCGUCCGUGCUACCGCUGUGUCGCGUACAUGCACUCAGUUGGCAUAAAGCGCGUAUUUUGGACCAACAAUGAGGGCAACUGGGAGGGCGCUAAGAUUCGGGACCUGGUGGAUCAGCUCGACGGCACCACGCGCAGCGACACGGACACGCCCCUCGGACAGGCUGCAAUGGGCGUGUUUGUUACCAAGCAUGAAGUAUUGAUGCUUCGGAGACUGAUCAUGAGUGGCCAGGGGUAGGGGCAUUUGAGUACAGUCUGUGAGUCUAUUAUCGAUUUGAAUCCUCGAGUCUUAAUCCGGGCACCGUCCGCUGGAAUCAAAUGCCAACCUCCCUCUAAAAGCAAGUGCGCUUACACUAUUGUGAUCCCUGCCAGUGCUCGCUCAUCAGAGCUAUAGAUCUUCUGCUUCUCAGAGCCGUCCAGGUUACACCUAUAUAAGGAUCCACCGAGGUCGGUGAGAUACAUGUGACCAGCUUCCAAAUCAAGCUUCAGCCCAAUUGCCUCGUUCAGGUGUCUCACAAGCACCUCGUGCGACGUCCCACUGUCGUUCUUGACCACCAAGCCAGACUCAGGGUCCAAGACUGCCCUGUUCACGGAAUUACCCAGCGGCAACUCACCACGGUCGGUCCAGUACAGUGUCUCGUUGAGUUCGUCAACCUCGAGGUCAAUGGGCUCAGGCAGAUUGUCCAAAAGGAGCCGGACGUCUGUCCGGUUCUCAGCCUCCUGCCCGGCGGGCGUGUCGAUGCUAGCGCAGAAAAUACGACCCUUUCCGGACUUCGAGGCUGCCUUUUGCGUCCAGUAGAACUUGUUAUGCUUUCGAGAGACGGCAAUGCCCACGCACCACUUUGUCUGGUCUGCAAAGCCCUCCGCCUCCGAGUCACCCGUCUUGAUGAUUGUCUCGAGCUCACCGCCGUCGUAGUUGCAGCGUAGCACCCUCAUCCCCUCCCGGUCGCAGAAGUACAGCUUCUUGGACUCGGGCUCAACGACCAGCUGCUUGGGGGUGUUGACCGCGCCCUUGGGAACGAUACACGUGGCGUCCGAGCCGUCGCCGAGGUUCGCGGAGAAGACCUCGCCGUCGGGCCGGCCGGGCGAGCCCAUGCACGUCCAGAACAUCCGCCCUGAGGACUUGUCAAGGUCGAUGCCGUCCGGGUAUGCCUGGCUCUUGGCGAGGACCUUCUGGUUCUUGCCGUCGCCUGAAAUCUCCAGCACGAAGCCCGGGGCCGGUGAGAUCUUGGUAGCAGCCAGUCCGAGGUCGAGGACCAGAAGGCGGGGGACACGUGGGUAUAGACCUCCCUGUUGGCACUUCGCACCCAACUUUCCCUUGUCGACGUAAUUUCUCUGCACGAAAUCGACAGUCUUAUCCGCGGGAAGUCCGCGCUCCGCAACGUAGUGCGACUCGAUAAAUGCGACCGUGUCCAGGCCAACGUCGUCCAUCGUCUUGCAUGGCGCCAUCUCGGUCCUGAACAUGGUUCUGAACAUCUCGUCGAUCUCCUGGGGCGUCGAUACCUCCUCGGCCAAGAUUGUGAGGGUCUCUCGCUUCACCGCCGCCCAGAGCCGAUUUAAGAUGAAGCCUGUCGACUCCUUGCGGGCCACGUAGGGCGUCGUUCCUGCCUCCAUCUGCCUUUCACGAAGAAACUCAAUGACGUCGGGAUCUGUGAAUCCGCAUGUCAUCAACUCAACGAUGUUGUUUGUCGGUGGCAUGUAGUAGUGGGUGUUGAGUAUACGCGCCUUGGUCGCCUCGUACUUGAUCUUUCCGAGCAUCUCAGAGCUCUUGUAUGAGCUGGAGUUGCUAGCGAGGAUCGCAUCCUUGGGCGCAUGAGCCUCAAGGUCUGCAAAGGUGUCGAUCUUGAGCUGGAGCUUCUCCGGGACGGCCUCAAUCACCAGCCAGGCUCCCUGCACCGCAUCGGACAGCUCUAUCUGCGUUGAUAUCUCACCAUAGCCGUUGAGGUUUGACUUGGCUGCCGGGAAGUCGCGGGCGUUUUCUCUGACAUAUUUCUCACAGGCUCUCCUCUGCGAGGCGUCGGGGUCCCUGACACACACGUCGUAACCCGCUGCCACCCAGCUUGUAGCUACGAGCGAUGUCAGCCUGCGCUCAUGUUGGUGCUCGGGCAUGCAUGAACUCGCCUAUUCGCCGUCCUAGGACACCUCCACCCAGGAUAGCAACUGGUCGGCUGUGAUAAUCCUCAGGAACUUUACAGGAAGAGCUCAUGGUUAUGGAUGAAUCAAUGUCUUUUAAAAGUUGUUGCGAAUUCCGUCAAUGAUCAUUUUACAACACGGAGUCUCCAUGGUGCUGCUAGAGCUGGCCGAGAGUUUCUUUUAUCUCAAGGCUGCCCCCUAAGACCAGGUGGGCCGCCGCGGUCUCGCGAUUACAUGUCUGCGCCUGGCGGGCGACAUCGACAUGCGAAGUACAUGACGACAUCCGACUUGAUCAAGAAUUUUGAUUGUUGGAGUCCAAGUUGUGGGAUCUCGCGACAUUCGUGGAAGGCGAAGGCCGGCUUGCUAGGGAGGCC